UUUUACAAUUUCAUCUUCAACAAAAUCUUCCAUUUUCAUCUACACCAACUCCCCAACAAUAUGUCUUUACUCACAAUGGGCGAAGCACACAGAGGAACAGUUGCAAACAUCGCGACAUACGUAAGUUUUUUCUUAUAAUUCUUUUUUAUGUUUCAUCUCCACCAACCCCAUUUUAUUUUGAAAUACCGACUUAGUCAAGUGUUACAUUAUUUCUAUUAUAGGAUGUCUCAAGGUUUCGCACUCGAGUCCACGAAUUUGUCCCAAUGGACCCGAUGAUUCAACCUUAUGUUGAACUCGCCGGUUUUGGUCACCUUAGCAAAAUUAUGUCUUGGUCUAUAGAUAACAAGUUCAUUCUAGCCUUAUGCGAAAGAUGGAGGCCAGAGACACACACAUUUUGGUUUCCAACCGGUGAGUGUACCGUGACGUUAGAAGACGUCUACAUGCUUUUAGGACUACGAAUUGAAGGCAAAGCUGUUAAUGGUAAGACCAACUUUCCAAAUUCAAUUUGCAUGGAGCUUUUAAACACUGAUUUGUUAGAUGAUAAUGCUAGGGGACAAGGUAUACUACUUUCACGCCUAAAGUCAUAUUAUAAUAGUUUUUAUUUAGAUGAGCAUUCUACCGAAGAUGCUCGAAUCAUCAAAACUAGGUGUUACAUUAUGUUGUUACUAGGAUCCUUUUUAUUUCCCGAAGGUAGUGGUUCUAGCAUGCAUAUUAUGUACUUACCUUUACUUAGACAUAUAGAUAGAAUAGGUAGUUAUAGUUGGGGAUCCGCAUGUCUAGCCUAUCUCUAUAGUUCUUUGUGCAAAAACUCCCACAAAGAUACUUCUACAUUUUCUGGAUGUGCUGUUUUGCUACAAGCAUGGGGAUGGUCAAGACUACCGUCUCUAGCACCGGUCAAUAACAACCCCUUCACUUUUCCAUAUGCAAAAAAAUGGUCGGCACGCGGUAUGAAUUACAAAAGAUGUCCGAGACACUGUAUUACUCAAUAUCGCAACCUGUUGGAUCACCUUCGACCGGCAGACUUCAUUUGGCGUCCAUACCUUAAUAUGGAUCAUGAGCAUCAGAUCAACCCUGAAGACGCAGCCGUAUGGACAACAUGCACACCGAUAAUACGGUUCACAACAGUGGAGCUGCACAACACCGAUCGUGUGAAGCUGCAGUUUGGUAUGGUCCAGAAUAUCCCAGAUCCCCCAGCUAGCCUAGGAGAAUGGCAUAUGCGUAAAGUGAACGACCAAUGGAACUACAACCCUUGGCAAACCUUCGCAAGAUCAGAGUGUCGCAAGUGGAAGCACCGUCAUGACCAUGUCUUAACUGACACAGUCAUGCCAAAUGAGGUAAAACCAAGUCGAAUGUUUGGAUUGAUAUUGUUCCAUUUUAAUUCCAUCACCAUUUUGAGGGAAGCUAAGGGUCGAACAGUUCAUGAAUUAAUUCUUGAAGAAUUCCGCCAUGACCUUUUCAUGCAGGAAGUUGGUUUGCUGCCGGUGUUUCGCAGGUUUUUUGUUUCUGAUACUUGGAGGAACGAAAGAUAUAUUAGGUUCUAUUGGAAGUUAGAGGCGGUCGGUCUGUUCCAGCGGGGCGUUGAGCAAAACUUCCUUGGAUCUGAAGCGGAGUCUGGAUCCACUAUUUGUAAUGUAUGGGUUUAUGCAAUGACUCCAUGGCCUAAUAAAAAUUCCAGUUUCUAUGAAAUCCCAUUCAAGUCAAACUUUGGUUUUUUCUAUUUCCACCCAUACGGAUGUCCUGAUGUAACGGACACAUGUGCUUAA
Molecule: messenger RNA, 1763 nt
Organism: Lathyrus oleraceus (garden pea)
Lineage: Eukaryota; Viridiplantae; Streptophyta; Magnoliopsida; Fabales; Fabaceae
Product: protein MAIN-LIKE 2-like
Exons: 6
Coding region: 264-1763 (499 amino acids)
Biological process (GO): meristem maintenance; meristem development
Source: RefSeq, a predicted model, not a curated record